AUGCAUUUGGAACUAGCAUGGAAAAUUGUGUCCGCGUGGAUCCUUGUUCUCCAGUUUGAUGGAUCCUUUCGACCACCAAAGGAUCCAGGAUAUCCCACGGUUGCUGCCAAGAUGGCAACCUGUGCUGCGUGUUUCUUUUUCGUGUCUGACCUACAUGAUGCAUGCGAUCCUGUUACCAUUGUAUUGGGAAGCCGAUUUUUACCAAUUACAAUGGAUAUGACUUCGGCACACGCAGAGUAUGAAGGUCUACUACUGGGAUUGGAAUGGUUGUCCAAGCAUUCUCAAUCAGUGUUGUCAUCAGAUUACGUUUUUUCGACAACAACAAUAACAACACCAGAUCAGACACAAAAACUCAUCAUUCAGGGGGAUUGCAAGGCAGUAAUUGAUCAAUUGUCAGGAAAGUCAAUAUCCUGGAAACUGCAAAAAGAGCAUGACCAAGCAAUGAAGUUCUUGAAUGACUUUUCGCACUAUUUUGAUUCCAUUGACUUUGAUCACAUUCCGCGGAAAGAAAAUGUUCUGAGUGAUAGUUUAUGCUCUAAUACAAUGCUCGCAGUGGAAUCCUUUCAUUACCAACGAUGCUGCAUGGUGCUCGAUGGAGCUCUAUUGUUGGGUAACGAAAAACAUCAAUCUCACCAUGUGUCAUCGUUUCAACGAUAUAUCAACUCUGACACGAGCCUGAUUCGAAAUUCCUUGAGACCAUUUCUUUUGUCGAGAAUGCUAAAGUUGGCUGAGGAGCACAAUGAUUACCAGAGUAUGUUGCAAAUCGGAGAAUACGUUUUCACGGAAGCAAAGCAGUUUACUAUCGAAAAAGACAAAGAGGCGGUAUGGAAGAGCACCGGGGUCGCGAAUCAGGUCAAUGGCUUGCGAGGAAUGGGGCGAAAAAAGAAGGCCGCAGCUUUGGAACGAAAGCACCGCAUCUUGCUAAAGUCGCACAACGCAAUCCCCUUGGAGAGUCAAAACGAGCCAGUAGAAAACAGUGUCAUGCCAUGGGAUUCCACCAUCGAUGAAGCCUGGCUUCCGUUGUUGAACAAUUGGUCGCAGCACGCCACUCAACAACAAUCAUGGAUAGAAACAAACGGAUCAACUAUUUGGUCUCAGCUACAUGCCCCAAUUUCUCCGGAAGAAGAUUAG
Cylindrotheca closterium is the source of this 1131-nucleotide messenger RNA. The record is from the annotation of a GenBank genome assembly. Lineage: Eukaryota; Bacillariophyta; Bacillariophyceae; Bacillariales; Bacillariaceae.